Messenger RNA from Racocetra persica, 276 nucleotides. Lineage: Eukaryota; Fungi; Glomeromycota; Glomeromycetes; Diversisporales; Gigasporaceae. The record is from the annotation of a GenBank genome assembly.
CCAACAAAAAAUUUAAGUGAAGAUAUGCUUUUUAUGGGAAUCGAAGGUGAACCUCGGCGAAAAGCUACUGUGCGAAAAGUUGCUGUUUACGAAAGUGAUCCAAAUUGGCGCCAAAACCGACCGGAUCCUCAUCAAUUCGGUAACCUUCCAGGACAUGAGGUUGGAAGUUGGUGGCCGACAAGAAUGGCGUGUUGCCAUUCUGGAGUUCAUGCACCGACGGUCGCUGGAAUAGCGUGGAAUGAAGGUGAAGGUGCGACGAGUAUCGCUUUAUCAGGG